AGCCUACAACUUGUAGUUUCAGUUCAAAUUGUAAACUUCGUUUUCUGUGUAAAACCAAUGACGUGAAUUGAAAUGUACCUUCUACGGGUGUGCAACAGUCUAAAUGUUCCUACAACAGUGUUUUUUUAAUUUUCAUUUCAAUAGCUUACAAGAACUAAAAACAAAACAAUYUAUGCCGAUUGUAUUAAUCAACAUCAAAUACAGGAGAGUUUCGGCUGCAGUGAUCGACAUCCGUAGGUGAUAGCUAGAGAAGGGGGGCAGAGUGGUAAUCUCCACAUACCACGUGAGUUAAAUCGUAUCUUGUCCAAAAACGAUGCUUAAUUGUUGGCGUGGGUUUUUUAUUCAGAAAAUAUGUCUACUGAAUUGGAUUAACCAAAUAGUCAUAAACGGUGAAAUCCAAGACRWACUCAGCAAUCUCACGUCAUAUAAUAUACCAAAUGAUAACUUUGCCUACUGCAGCAAAGGAUUCAUGUCGUCGCGGUUUUCGUGAACCCAAAGAUUAGAGUCUACUACUUCUACUAAAUGAGAUURCACCCAAACGAAAUAUGGACUUGGACUGCACAUCUUCACCAUCAACUACAACACCGUCGACUCUGCAGGUAACUAACAGGGCCAAACGGCCAAACUUGUUGCAUAUGUCCAAUAUCGGAUAUAAUAGCAGCGUCGAAGAYCGUCACAAUACCGAACAAAARGACGCCCUUCUGCUGUCUUCUAUGACCGACGAUGCAUUGCUGUCUCCCGACCCCGACGCAGCCACCGCAGAUGUCGACUACCCUGCAAUCCUGGCCAAUGGACARCGGAUCACAAUUUCAGUGGCUAAACACAACACGAGAAAGUCGCAUCUGUCGUCGCCGUCGGUGUAUCGGAAGGCCAAACGGAGAGCUCUGUACAAGAAUGGCGAGUGCAACAUCGUCCUGGCAAACGUGUCGAAACUUCGACGGCGGUACAUGCAGGACCUGUUUACCACGCUGGUGGACGCACGAUGGCGAUGGACCCUGUGCGUGUUCAUCAUGAGUUUCCUGCUCAGUUGGCUCGCUUUCGGCAUCAUCUGGUACCUGAUCGCCUUCACUCACGGUGACUUGACGCCCGAGAACAUCGACAACCCGGCGUGGUCGCCUUGCGUGAUCAACAUGAAAACGUUCAUGGCCAGCUUCCUGUUCAGCGUGGAGACGCAGCAUACCACGGGCUUUGGUUACCGGAUGGUCACAGAAGAAUGUCACGAGGCCAUAGUGUUYUUCUGCUUCCAGAGCAUCGCCGGUUUGAUGAUCCAAGCGUUCAUGGUGGGCAUCGUGUUCACGAAGAUGGCACGCCCGAAACAACGCAGCCAAACGAUCAUGUUCAGCAAGAACGCGGUUAUAUGCCGAAGGGACGGGCAGCUGUGUUUUAUGUUUCGCGUUGGUGACAUGAGGGAAAAAUCGCAUCUGAUCGGCACCACGAUCCAAACCAGACUCAUACGAUCCCGAGUCACACCGGAAGGAGAAACGUUAUCGCCUCAUGUUACGUAUUUGAAAAUAAACAUAGACGACCACGACGAACGCGUAUUCUUAAUGUGGCCGACCGUAGCCGUUCAUAUAAUCGACAAGGACAGUCCACUGUACGGGCUAAGCGCAGCCGACCUGUUGAACGAGAGAUUUGAAAUAAUCGUGAUCCUGGAGGGCACCACYGAGUCUACAGGGCAGACUACGCAGGCGCGUACAUCUUACACGGCGUCCGAAGUCCUAUGGGGCCACAGGUUUCGGCCUUUGGUCAAAUAUUGCAAGAAUAAAAUGAUGUACGAAGUCGACUACUCGCAGUUCAACGAAGUGUUCAAUGUCGACACUCCACUGUGCAGUGCUAAAGAUCUAGAAACGUACUUGAUAGUCAAUGAGCCGAAAGUCGUGAUAUGAUUCACUAAUCAUUAUAUUACCUAUAUAUUAAGAUAAUGCAAACAUAUACAUAUUCGCUCGACUUUUAUUUUUCUAUGACUGCGAAAGCGAUGAAUCUUUACUUGAUUAGUAAAAUUUAAACACCAUUGUUGACUUGAUUUUUUUUAACAUAAAAAUUGMUGUAAAUUUAAUUUUUCUAAU
This is a messenger RNA of Diuraphis noxia (Russian wheat aphid), 2066 nucleotides long. RefSeq names its product ATP-sensitive inward rectifier potassium channel 12-like. Gene Ontology annotation, molecular function: inward rectifier potassium channel activity. Gene Ontology annotation, cellular component: plasma membrane. Gene Ontology annotation, biological process: regulation of monoatomic ion transmembrane transport; potassium ion import across plasma membrane. NCBI's taxonomy places the organism in Eukaryota, Metazoa, Arthropoda, Insecta, Hemiptera, Aphididae. The record is from RefSeq and is a predicted model, not a curated record.